UUCAGAAGAGGCGCGGAAGUUUUCCUGCCAUGCUGGCCAUGCUAUAGUGUCAACAAUCAGCACCAACUAAACAGUCUGUUUUAAGACGUUCUUUUCACGCGUAAGAACUGUCUGUCUCAUGUCUCGUGUGUAGUUUCGUGCCUGUCAUGUCGGGACGAUGUUUUGUAGAGUCUCUGGCGGAGUUAGGCGUUUGGGCAACACCGAACACAUCAGGGAUCACAUUAGACUUUGGAGGACAUGCAUUUAUCUACAGUGGAAGUGAGGAGGUCUAUAUAUUUAACCUAAAAGACAAGAAACUUAUGGGCAUCUUGCAGUUUCCCACUUCAGUUAGUGACUUGAUCCAGAGUGAAGACAACCAGCAUCUCUUUGCAGCUUGCAGGAGUGCAGUAUAUAGCAUCACAUUACCUCAUGAGAUAUUCAGAUUGGCCGCCACUGAAUCUUCAAGCCCAACAGAGUUCAAAAUAACUUCAGAUCACCUUGUUAUAAGAGAAGAGAGAGUGUUGUGUCUUCUUACAGUUGGGACAACACUAGUGACCUUAUCCCGAAGAGGCUCAUCCUGGCUUUUGACUGCGAACAAACCACGGAAGAAACCUGACAUCUUUGAAAGGCUUUGUUCAUUUAGUAUACCGGCAGUUUCAGAUGGAACAGAUGAGAGAAGACCUGUGAUGGAGUGUGUACACUUGAGCGAUUCGUCAUCCUUAUCAGAUAGCCACUUGGAGCCUACACUUUUCAAACUUUUAUUCGGCAUCGACUCCGCCCUCAUCAAAUCUCCAAUUAUUUUAUGUGGCCUCCCAGAUGGACGUUUGUGCUCCCUGUCUCUGCAUCUCCCAGGAAUCCGAACUGUUCACAGCCUAGAAGAGCCAGUGGUAUUUAUCGGAGCAUCUGUUGCCAUGGAAACGGAACCAGGCCCCGAUGCUUGCUGCUUAGUGGCUGUAGGUGAACAUGGCAGAGUGGUGGUCAUAAAGACGUGUGAAGGAGCCACAGAGGAGGACCCCAGACAAGUUAGUUUCACCGAAGGUUGUGUGCCAGGGAAAGUGAUGUCAGCCUGUGUGGAUAAGAGCUGUCUGUAUCUAAGCACUGGUUCUGAUGUGCUGUCAAUCAACCUGGCAGAAGAAUCAAGUGGGAAAAGUGGAUUGAUUGAGGAAAGAGCAAGGAAGCACAACAAUAGUCUUCUGAGUCCCACCAGUUUGAAUGUGUGUAGAGUCAUCGCUUUGACUAAACCUACAUCCAAAAAUUCAGGGGGUGUCGAGCUUCUCGGAUUGUCUGACAAAGGGCAGCUUCAGAACAUUAUUCUUCCUGAAAAUGGAGGAGGUGGAGAAUCAUCAGUACAACAACGAACCCGGGUGGGCCGCAGUGUGAAGGACCUCCUGUCCGCAAUAGGCGAUGUUUGUCAAAGAGCGUCCAACCUAAAGUCCUCCAUCAAAUCCAAAAACGAGAUUCUACGACACCUAAACCAAGUUGCGAAUGUCAGCUUCCUUUUGUUUAAUAACACUGAAGGUGUUGAACAGCCACUCAGAUGCCUUGCGACAGUCCAUUGGACCAGGCUGCUUCUGAAGGACUCCUUACACCUUACAUGUAUCCUGGAAAACAAUAGUUCUUAUUCGCUGGAACAAGGCUGGACUCUGAAUCUUACCGUCUAUCCUCUGUCAGAUUCCUCACAAGAGCAAAAGACAUCCACUAAUUAUUCUUUCCCAUUCUGCAGUCUCUAUCCGGGACAGACAUUUGAAGUGACAUUGCCUUUAACUGCAGCAGAUGAUAAGCUUUUCCCCAUAACAAUUAGCUGUGUGCUAGUUUUUUCACUUAAGGCUGUGUUUGAUGAGAGGCAGUUAGCAAGUCUAUUAAAAGGGCAAAAUAGUACCAUUAGCGUGCCAUUAAACACAUUGGCAGUGGACUGGUUACAUGCACUCCAGCUAACAACAUCUUUCAGUGAGAAAAAUGUAGCUAUUCACACCAGAGUCAACUCCUCAGUGGAUGGUGUAGAACGAUUUUUAACAUCAAAAGGUAAAAAUAAGGUUGAAAAAGUGAACAGCAAACCUUAUUCAGCUUGUAUAAAGAUAUCAUUAGAUUUGCUUAAACAUACUCUUGCGUCAAAAAAUGCAAAUAUGGAGACAUCACCAAAUCUCUGUGUUACUUUUCUGAGCUGGCUCUUUUCUGAGCCACACAGAGGCGUGACAGGACACCAGUGGGAAAGAACAACAAACACUGCAGUGCUACAUUUACAAUGCCUAAAUGGCCAACUGGUUAAACUGGUUGCAAAAGAGGUAAAUUUUGGCAUUGGAAAUGAGAUCCUGGCAGUUGUGGAGGCGCAGGUGGAGAGUCUGUCUUUGGCUGCUGUGUGUGGAUUACACCAUGCCAUCGUAAAUAGGAUGCAGACUCUGGUGAAGAGGGCACCCAAGACGCUUUCCGCUUUGAGAGCAGAGACCUUUGGCUUAAGACCAGAACUUUUGCGAGCAGAGCACUUGUUGCAGCAGGUCCAGGACAGUCGCAUCUCCGGAGUGGUUGGUGUGGGUGUGUCUUCAGGCCAUGUGACCCGGUCACUUCUAAAGGUGUACCAGGAGCUACGCCAACAUCCUCUGGUCAUAUUUUAAACCCCCAAAGGACUCUAUGACCCUUAAGUAUUGGUCAAUGUUAUGUUUUGGUUUAUCCUUAAAUAUCGGACAUUUCACCAAAUAUAAAUGUAUGUUGCAUUGUAAAAGAAUAAAUUAUCUGAUGUUA
Boleophthalmus pectinirostris (great blue-spotted mudskipper) is the source of this 2715-nucleotide messenger RNA. RefSeq names its product FA core complex associated protein 100 (gene faap100). Gene Ontology annotation, cellular component: nucleoplasm; Fanconi anaemia nuclear complex. NCBI's taxonomy places the organism in Eukaryota, Metazoa, Chordata, Actinopteri, Gobiiformes, Gobiidae. Bases 147 to 2588 code for a protein of 813 amino acids. Gene Ontology annotation, biological process: interstrand cross-link repair. The record is from RefSeq and is a predicted model, not a curated record. The transcript is spliced from 8 exons.